AUGGCCACCCACAAUGAGCCCGAGAUCAUUCUGUAUGACUUAGACAGCACCAAGAACAUAUGCUUUUCUCCCGUUGUCUGGCGAAUCCGUCUCAUGCUCAACUACAAGCAAGUCUCCUACAGGACUGUCUUUCUUGAUUUCCCAGAUAUCGAACCCACUUUAAAAGAACUAGGUCUGGUCCCCCCUGAAUCUGCUUCAGGCUCUCCUGGUCAAUACACAGUACCAGCUAUUCAUCAUAUGCCCACAAACACGUACUUAAUGGACUCGAAGCCCAUCUCAGAGUUUCUCGAGUCGACGUAUCCGAACUCGCCAGUGCCGCUGACAUCGGAGCUGGGCCGCCAGAUCGAGGCAGAGUCGCGUUCAGCCAUUGGCCCAGCCUUCCGCACGGCGGUCCUGCCACGCGAGAUACACAUCCUGACCCAGCGUGGGCAGGAGUACUUCCGGCGCACUCGCGAAGCCGCGCUCGGGCACCGCCUCGAGGACUUGCUUGAGGGAGAUAAGGAAGAGCAAAGCUGGGCCUCUGUGGCCAAGGCUAUGGACCGCGUCGGCGAGCUGAUCCGAACGCACCAGGCGGACGGUCCGUUCGUCCUGGGAGCCCGACCCAGCUACACCGACUUCUUCAUUACGGGGUCUCUUCAGAGUGCGAGGGUGGUGGAUGAAGGGGUGUUUCAGAGGAUCAUCCGGUACCCCGGCUUCGGUGAGGUGUAUUAUGCAUGCCAACCCUUUAUGGAGAAGAAGACUUGA
This is a messenger RNA of Cyphellophora europaea CBS 101466, 744 nucleotides long. RefSeq lists its product as uncharacterized. NCBI's taxonomy places the organism in Eukaryota, Fungi, Ascomycota, Eurotiomycetes, Chaetothyriales, Cyphellophoraceae. The transcript is spliced from 2 exons. Bases 1 to 744 code for a protein of 247 amino acids. The record is from RefSeq and is a predicted model, not a curated record.